AUGGAUGGAGCAAAUCACUCUGUGGUGUCUGAGUUUGUGUUCCUGGGACUCUCCAAUUCCUGGGAGAUCCAACUUCUUCUUUUUGUGUUCUCCUGUAUGUUCUACAUGAAAAUUAUGAUAGGAAAUUCCCUCAUCGUCCUUACUGUGUCUUCUGACCCACAUUUACACUCUCCUAUGUACUUUCUGUUGGCUAAUCUCUCCCUUAUUGACUUGGGUAUUUCUUCUGCCCUUUCUCCCAAGAUGAUUUAUGACCUUUUCAUGAAAUGCAAAGUCAUCUCCUUUGGAGGCUGCAUUGCUCAGAUCUUCUUCAUUCACUUCAUAGGUGGUGUGGAGAUGGUGCUGCUCAUAGCCAUGGCCUUUGACAGAUAUGUGGCCAUCUGUAAACCUCCCCACUAUUUUACUAUUAUGAACUAAAAAAUGUGUGUUUUACUCUCAGUUGCUGCAUGGAUAAUUGGUUCGAUCCACUCUACAGUUCAACCAGUUUUUGUUAUAAAAUUGCCAUUUUGUGGUCCUAAUGUGCUGGACACAUUCUACUGUGACCUUCCUCAGCUUACCAAACUUGCCUGUACAGAUACCUACAGAUUAGAGUUCAUGAUCACAGCCAACAGUGGGUUUAUAUCUCUGGGAUCAUUCUUCAUAUUGAUCAUCUCCUACAUUUUCAUCCUGAUCACUGUUUGUAAACACUCCUCAGGUGGUUCAUCCAAAGCUCUCUUGACUUUAUCAACUCACAUUACAGUGGUGAUUUUGUUCUUUGGUCCUUGUAUCUUUGUUUAUACCUUGUCUAAUCCUACUCCACACUUAGACAAAUUCCUUGCUAUUUUUGAUUCAGUUCUCACUCCCUUUCUGAAUCCAGUCAUCUACACAUUCAGGAACAAAGACAUGAAAAUGGCCAUGAGGAGAGUAUGGAGUCAACUCAUUGUUUACAGCAGAAUUCCUUAA
Messenger RNA from Orycteropus afer afer, 939 nucleotides. Its product is annotated as olfactory receptor 4F3/4F16/4F29-like. Gene Ontology annotation, molecular function: G protein-coupled receptor activity; olfactory receptor activity. Gene Ontology annotation, cellular component: membrane. Gene Ontology annotation, biological process: G protein-coupled receptor signaling pathway. The record is from RefSeq and is a predicted model, not a curated record. NCBI's taxonomy places the organism in Eukaryota, Metazoa, Chordata, Mammalia, Tubulidentata, Orycteropodidae.